Glossina fuscipes is the source of this 2119-nucleotide messenger RNA. RefSeq names its product embryonic polarity protein dorsal-like. The coding region runs from base 239 to 1312 and encodes 357 amino acids. The record is from RefSeq and is a predicted model, not a curated record. Gene Ontology annotation, molecular function: DNA-binding transcription factor activity; DNA binding. The transcript has a single exon. Gene Ontology annotation, biological process: inflammatory response; cellular response to stress; canonical NF-kappaB signal transduction. Gene Ontology annotation, cellular component: cytoplasm. Lineage: Eukaryota; Metazoa; Arthropoda; Insecta; Diptera; Glossinidae.
UUUUAAUUAACCUGCUGGGUAUAAAAGACUCGUUCACAGCCGAAUAUAAUCUUCUUACCUGUUUUGGUUUUCACAACUAAUAUUGUAAGCUGGAGUUGUUUACUUGCUUAUGAUAAUAACGCUGAUAGUAAACAAAUAGACGGAAUAAACCGUAUUUAAGUAGAGACCUUUAACCGAAUAUCAAUCAGUGCGUAUAGAAACCGUUGUGUUAUCACACCGUUAACAAAUAGUGAACAUCAUGAGUGCUAUAUUUCGACCCUAUGUAAGGAUUGUGGAGCAACCAUUCAAUAAAGCUAUGAGAUUUCGAUAUGAAUGUGAGGGAAGAUCUGGUAGCGCAAUACUUGGUGCUAAUUCGACGCUCGAACAUAAAACUUAUCCGUCGAUCGAAAUAAUUGGCUAUGCAGGCGAUGCUGUAGUGAUUAUAUCAUGCGUUAGUAAAGAUCCACCUUACUGCCCACAUCCGCAUAAAUUGGUAGGAACGGACUGUCAGCAUGGCGUUUGCAAAAAAGUAUUUAGUACCGAACAGAUGCCACUGGCAUUUCAAAAUUUAAGCGUUCGACAUGUCAAAAAGAAGAAUAUUGAAUCCGUAUUGACGGAACGCGAAGCAUUGCGUAUCGAUCCCUUCAGAACAGGUUUUAAUCAUCGUUUAGAGACAUCUGCCAUUGAUUUGUAUUCGCUAAGGUUAUGCUUCCAAGUAUUUAUCGAUGAUAAGAAAGGAGGAUUUACUAAUCCUCUGACUCCUAUUGUUUCGGAACCAAUUUACGAGAAGAAAGCGAUGUCAGAAUUAAAGAUCUGUCAUGUAUGCGCUUGUCCCGCCAGUGUGGACGGCGGCACCGAGCAUAUAUUAUUGUGCGAAAAAAUCAUUAAACAUGAUAUUUCAAUACGCUUGUAUGAAAAGAAAAAUGAUCAGAUUAUUUGGGAAGAUUACGCUGCUUUUGACUUUACCGAUGUUCAUAAACAGACAGCUAUUGCUUUUACUCCACCGCCUUAUCGCAUAAAGAACAUUACGGAACCAGUUGAAGUGUUCAUACAAUUAAAGCGACCCUCAGACGGACUCCUCAGCGAACCAGUCACGUUUCGAUAUUCACCCUCGAUCUCGGAUGACGAACAAGUAAAACGGAAAAUUGAUUCUAGUUCUAGGCAAAUACUUCGAAUGCAAGAGCUACAAUCGCAAAGACACAAUCGAUCAUUUCAACCGGGUUAUGUUGAACAACAUAAUAAUCCCAGCAAUGGCACCCAUUUGGCCACUGGCUAUGGCUUUAAUACAAACCAAAACUUACAAAUGCCAUACUCGUACAAUAUACUUAACUGAUAAUGCCAAUGCAUGAAGCGAUAUUAAUGGACAAGAUUUUUUGUUUCUCAAACCCAUUAAACCACCCGGCACUAGAACACCGGUAAUCUUACAUUUAAUAGUGCAUUACAUUUAAACAGUAGCUAAUCAUCCCCUGUACAUACUGUGGAGCAACUGCAAUAAAACGCUACUCAAUUUCAUGGUUCAAAACUAUCUUCUAAAUAAAUUAACAAAUAUUUUAAUGUAUUGUGUAUAUUAAUGCACGUGUGUUAUGCUUUGUAUCGCCCCCGAACAUUUAAGUAUAUAUUUUAAACAUUUUGUUGAGGUUAGGCCGCCAUUAAUGAAAAGGACUUUACGUUGCAACAAAGGUCAUCUCUCUGAAGUCUAAACAGAUGUUAGUCUUCUGCUGCCGAAGAAAGGCGGCAGAAACAACGUCAUAGUAAUUGUUAAUGGGAUCCCUUGACGUCUUUUACAAAACUUGUUAUGAAUGGCGCUAAGUUUAUAUUAAGUCUCUACCUUUGGAUGGGUGUAGCAUAGGUUGGUCUACUAUAACCCUACAUGCCCAUCGCUGUGGGACGCCAAUACACUAACGACGAUCUAACGACCUGCUCCCCUCUAUCUAACAAAAGUCAUUCAGGCUUUCACGAUAACAUUAUAUCUCGUUUCGAAGUAAAGGCGCGCUUAUAUCAGAGGGAGGCCAUAAUGCAUACUGGCGUGGUCCAAGUUGAGUAGCAAAACCAACUAACUAACUAACUAACGAGUUAAACUAGAGGCGUGCAGGCAUUACGAAUUUUUUCCCUGAUUUCAGAAAAUAAGGCUAAAGGGAAA